Molecule: messenger RNA, 2754 nt
Organism: Pecten maximus
Lineage: Eukaryota; Metazoa; Mollusca; Bivalvia; Pectinida; Pectinidae
Exons: 13
Coding region: 91-2469 (792 amino acids)
Molecular function (GO): protein binding
Source: RefSeq, a predicted model, not a curated record
UGAAAGGUAGGUCCCGUCUCUUAAAGAUUUUAUGUUUCAUAUCCCUCUAGCCAGACGAAACCUACAAACCGAGACAGAGAAAGACAAGAAAUGAAAUACGGUUUUAAUAUAAGUAAAAAGGGCGCUGAUUAUAACCACCUCCUGCCUUUUGGAAGUGAAAGCGAGGACGAUGAUUUCGACGAGAAAGAGAACCUUGUAAUUAAUCAAACAUCUGUCCCGGAAGUAAGUAUCCAUGACACCAAGCAGUCAUCCCCAACACUGAGGAACGGAAACGGCUACACUUUCAGUACCUCGCGCAAGAGUUCCUCUCGGGAGAGCUGCUGUUCCCCGACGACCGUCGCUACCGUGUUCGCCCUCAUGUUGCUUUCCGUUGGAGUUGGAUACAUAGCUGGGUUCUUCACGCCUCUUUCGUCAUCACCAUGGCAACAUCAUCAUGGACAAUCGCCCGAGUCAGAACACAUCGUACACAAACGAACAGCGGACUGGAGAACAAAACUGUCCGACUAUGGUACCGAGUCUUGUAUUCGACUGAUGGACGCGGACGGGGACGGCAUACUGGACGUCAUAGUAGGUAUAGCCGUCGGUAAGGACGUCAGUAUGAUGAUAGUCGAGUCCAGCAUGGCAACGUUCUGUCAAAAUAUAGGUAUGAAGGAGCCGUGUGCAGGGGGCGUGGUCGCCUUCAGAGGGUACGACGGUAAGUUAUUGUGGAAAGUAGACGCUUACUCCGAGGUGUUCGGUCUGAACUGUCAUUCCGUGGAUGCCAACCAAGACGGAAAUCCGGACUGCAUAGCGACGGGGAGACUCGGAACCAUGAUGGCUAUCGACGUAACCAAGGGUGCCGUGAUAUGGAGGGAGAGCUCUACUUAUAUUAAACGUGAAUGGAACAUAUACAGCAUCGCCGUUAUACCCGACAUGGACGACGACAAAGUCAACGAUAUCGUCAUCGCUCAUGGCGGCGACCCGACUGUUGCCGCCGAGAUUCACGUAAGAAAGGCGGGCUGGUUGAUGAUGAUCUCGGGACGGACUGGUAUGCCAAUAGGAACCCACCUGGAAAUACCGGAACAGAAAGAGGUCUAUAUAUCUCCCGUCCUUCACGAGCGACGAGACGGUUCCCAGUACAUCCUGUACGGCAGUGGCGGCGAGACGGUCGGCGGGCUGUUCUUGGCGAUAUCCCUUCCCGACAUGUAUCGUCACGUGAUGGGGCUCCCGAAAGGCACUCUAGUCCGGAACACACGUGGAGCAUACGACCAGUGGGGCUUCAGAACGCCCAGUGACAUCGGAGAGAUCGAGUUGUUCAGGAGUGACGAGAAAGGAGUCAUGGUCCCUCCCGUACUGGUGGACGUCAACAAAGAUGGUGUCAACGACAUCCUGAUGACAGGAUUUGACGGUACCAUGGCACUGUAUAACGGAGAAGAUUUACAAGUCAUGUGGAAGAUAAAAUUCGAGGAGCGAGAAUCGUACAGUUCUCCUGCUCCUGGCUACUUUAAUGACGAUGACGUCAUUGACUUCAUGGUACAUUGGAGUAAGGGAGCAUGGCCAUUUUACAAUACUACAGAUGACGUUAUUAUUGACGGCAAAGACGGGACAGUUCUGUGGAACAUGACCUCUGGUAGAUAUGACGUAUCAUCCGACAUUACAGUACGAACCACUUCACGUAACAGGGAUGUGUUUUUGUACAAGGUGCAAGGUCGGAAUGGUGUGGACCCCCAACAUACGGGCGCUGUCCACGGGGCAACUGGUGUGCAGAGAGUGAUCAACAGGCGGUCUUUAAGCGAUGGAAGUUCUGUUUUCGAAGAAACCGUCGUAGAUGAGUCAAACGCCGACUUAGAAGGCGUUCUUCUCGACAGCAGUCACUUCCGGUCAAAGAGGCGCGUGAUUGAUAAAGAUUAUGUAGAAUGCGAAUCGGACCAGACGGUUUUCCUGGCUGAAUUGUUCGCUCUGGACAGAACAACAAUGAAGGCUCCGAUCAAACUCUGGGAACGAGGAUCUGAGAAAUUCUUUUACAAAAUGUCAGGGAGUGACCAGGAGUUGGUCCAGAAAGUAAAGAAAAUAUAUGGUAAGAAUCACACAAUGACUGAAAACGAGGUUCCAUGGUCUCGAGGCAAGAGGGAAGCUGACAAACCUUUCUGUAUUCUCAAACAACCGGACGAACGAACAACGGGCGCAAUAGGUGACGUAGAUGGAGACGGAAAACUGGACCUGAUUGUGAAUGUGGUAAGUGUGGGUAUACUCCGAGACCAGUACGCACAUUUCAUCAAAAUGAAGUUCGACACUGACAUCUACAAAGUCAAUCUAGAGGAGGCGCUAGGACGCGAACUUUACACGCCUAUCAACGCCACAAUCCACCAGCGCAUGCGCAAUGUCCUGAACGAAAACAAGAUUACCUCAUUAAAGUUCCUUCCCGCGGACAAACAAACUUGGGCAGGCUACAUGGGAUCGACCGGAGAUAGUGCCUUUCACGAGCUGUGAUGUCGUAAUUCACUGACCUUGACCUUCAACAAAACAAUUACAAGCUCGUGUGUUUUUCCCAAUAAAAGUCUCAGUUAUACGUAUAUUGUAAGAGAAGUCGCCAUGACACACGUGUGAUUGACGAUACAGUGUUUUUGAAUUUCUGUGUCUAGAACUAAUGUGACAAACGAUUUGUUUAUCAUCUGAUUGCUGGUAUACAUAUGGAGCAUAGUAUAUCAUUAUAUUGUAAUGUGCCCAAAAUAAGAUGUUUAUAAAAUAAAGACGAAUUAUUCGGUUUUUGUUUUU